Molecule: messenger RNA, 851 nt
Organism: Chenopodium quinoa (quinoa)
Lineage: Eukaryota; Viridiplantae; Streptophyta; Magnoliopsida; Caryophyllales; Amaranthaceae
Product: neurofilament heavy polypeptide-like
Exons: 6
Coding region: 63-851 (262 amino acids)
Source: RefSeq, a predicted model, not a curated record
UUCAAAGUUAUAUAACAAUAUCAUACAUUUACAGGAAGUACAAAGAAUCGACAAUCAGAAUUAUGAGAAAUCUCAAAAGAAUGGAAAAGGCAAGCAAGGAAAUCAGGAAAGGUGAAGCAAAAAAGAAAGAAAAAGGGCCAAUAGAAGAGAAAACUGUGGAAAAAGAAGGACAAGAAGGAAAAAAAGGGACUGAAAAAGAGAAAAGCCCUAAAGACAAAACUGUGGAAGAUGUCUUUCCAAAGACAACAAAUGUAGAAGAAGGACAAGAGGGAAAAAAAGAGCCUGAAAAGGAGAAAAUCCCUAAAGAGAAAACAGAGGAAGAUGAGUCUACAAAGACAACAGAUCCGAAAGCACAAAUUGCACCUGAUUUUGUUCAAAUUGAGGAUGAAACUUAUCUUCUAGAUCAAGAUGAUGAUAAAGUUUCCACAAAACUUAGUGAGGAGACAGCUCCAUCAUCACAAAAAAGUGAUCAGUCAACCAAAAUGAAAACAAGAUACAAAAUGGUUGCAAGGAAAAACAAAAACAAAAGCCUUGUUGUUGUGCCAAGUGGUAGAAUUACAAGGAGCCAAGAUGUUCUGUUAGAUGAAUCUGAAAAGGGAAGCCUGAAGAAGGAUGUUGAACCUGCUAAAGAAACCGCAAAAAUAGGACAGAAGAGAAGAAUGUCUACAAGGACUUUUCCUAUUCAAAAGGAAGCUGAUGCACCACCUCCAGCACCUACUCCGAUAAAAAAAUUGGCAGGUGCUCCUGCUGAAUAUCCUCCAGACCAAGGCAAAAAGGGUAAAUGUUCAAUCUUAAUGUAUAGAAUGAUCAUUUAUGAUGGUAUAUCAUUAAUGUUCAAUUUCAAUAUAUAG